AUGUACGACACCGUGGAGUUGAUCAGGAAGCACAAGAUGCACUUCGCUUUGCCGCCCCUCGUCGACCAAGGUGAUGCUGAUGAGUGGCUUGAAGAAAAUUUAAAGCCCGAGGAGCUUGUAAAGGCCUGCGCUGAAACUGGCCAGGAGAUCAACUUGCGUUAUCAAAAGGGCUACGACCACAGCUACUUCUUCAUUAGCACAUUCAUGGAAGACCAUCUUCGAUUUCACGCGAAGAAUCUCGCGACACUAUAA
Messenger RNA from Hydatigera taeniaeformis, 252 nucleotides. NCBI's taxonomy places the organism in Eukaryota, Metazoa, Platyhelminthes, Cestoda, Cyclophyllidea, Taeniidae. The record is from the annotation of a GenBank genome assembly.